AUGGAACUGCCUCCUGGGGCUGUACCAGAACUCAAUCUACCACCUAUUGCUGACGACUUGGAUUCGCUCGAGCCACUCGAAGACGCUGCCAAUCUACCGAUUGACGAGUAUCCUGAAGAUCCGGACGAGGAAGAUGAGGACGACACAGUAGUCGGCGAAGAGGCCGGCAUUGGAUCAAAUACCGGUCAAACUAACCACAAUGCCGCCGGCAGUCCGUCCAGCACCGCUUCACCAGAUGUACCCAUGUACCGAGGGGAGCGCAUUCUCACAGUGGUACACACCACUGGCAUUCAACGCCUGGCGUUCACUUUCUGCAAGUGCACAAAUGCAGAUUCCGAGGCUGAGCAUCUGUUGCUUCGUGGAUUCUAUCCGGCGUCCGUGAAGUGUCCAGUCACCGUGUUCACGCUAGCCUGCCUCGACGACUUCCUCCUCACCAAUCAGCAAUGCAAAACGUCUUUAUCAUAUGAAGCUCUGUCGCACUACCGAUGGGGCGUUUUGGGGCUCCAUCCAGCCAGGAAUCAACACAUCCCCUGGCUGGGCCGAGAGUGCCGAAAGCCACAAAUAUCCUGCUUCACAGCACACGACGGUAGCUUCAACCUAGAGCACAUGGUGAUGAGAAACCCGGCAGACAAUGUAUCUUUCGUCGACGGUGACCUGUACUUUGUCGCUCAAGAAUGGUUUGACGCACAUUUGAAGGAUGCACUUACAAGGGCAAAGGAUGAGCGGGUUGCCGCAACGUGCAACGAGCACCGAGCCACCAAAGAGUCCCUUGGGGGCAAGGCCCAUCUAGACGCAACGGGAAUUGGUGCCUCUGCCUGCUCGAGGCAUGGCUUCUUCAUUCCACACACAGUGUGGACUUUCAGUGCGCCAACGGAACAUGGAUUACUCGUAAACUGGGCAUGGAAGUGGUUCGCCGGCUACACGACUUUUGUCCUCAUCUACGACAUCGCCUGUCAGUACCACAUCAACGCGCGCAAACGAUUUGAAGCAUCUCCGUUCCUGCAGUGGCCCAUUGCCGCUACCUUCUUUUGGGCCAUCGGCCAGUUCCACGUUCACGGCCAUCAAAAUCGUGUUACGCUCGGCAUUCGCUGA
Epithele typhae is the source of this 1092-nucleotide messenger RNA. RefSeq lists its product as uncharacterized. NCBI's taxonomy places the organism in Eukaryota, Fungi, Basidiomycota, Agaricomycetes, Polyporales, Epitheliaceae. The record is from RefSeq and is a predicted model, not a curated record. The transcript is spliced from 5 exons. The coding region runs from base 1 to 1092 and encodes 363 amino acids.